Molecule: messenger RNA, 1065 nt
Organism: Ipomoea triloba (trilobed morning glory)
Lineage: Eukaryota; Viridiplantae; Streptophyta; Magnoliopsida; Solanales; Convolvulaceae
Product: protein FANTASTIC FOUR 1
Exons: 1
Coding region: 221-751 (176 amino acids)
Source: RefSeq, a predicted model, not a curated record
UUACCUCACCUCAAAAACAUCAUUUUUGUUAACAGGGUGUAUGACACCCAGGAAUCUAUCUCUCUUUCUCUCCAACAUAUCCAUAUCCCUUUCUUUUUCUUCUUAGCUCCUUCUUACAACCUUAUUCAUAUAAGAUAAUAAUCUUUUGUAAGAAAAGUGUCCACUCCUUAACCCUUACGAACACCAAAUUAAAGACAACGCAACGCCACCGCCUUUAUAUAUGCCUACUACUACAGCCGCCGCCUCCACGGUUGAUGAUGAUGAUAUCCGUUCCGCCGACAUAGACGAUGAAGUCGGUGGGAAUUUUGAUGGGCUAACGUCUUGUACGGAGAGUAGUGUCGGUUACGAGAGCUCGAGCUCGGUGGAAUUGGAUGAGAUCGUGGAUGAUAAUGAUAUUAAGGAUUCAUUAUCGUAUUCAUGGAGAUUUGGAAGAACGGAGGCGGAGAGAUCGAGGAGAAAAUCUAAGAAAUUUCCACCGCCAUUAUCCUCCCUCACCCAAGAUGGUAAGCCCAUAUUUUUUCUCCGGCCGGUGAGGAAAGACGGGCGGUUAAAGCUCCGACAGGUGAAAGCUAAUUGGCCGGAGACUCUCCUCGCUUCCAGGAAAGAUGGGCGGUUGAGAAUGCAUCUCAUCUAUAGCGAUGAUAAUGAUGAUGAUCAAGGCAGCCCAGAAAUUUGUGAUGAGCAAGAAGACGAAGCCCAAGAUGCGAUUACAGAAGAAGAAGAGGAGGAGGAAGAGGGGUUAUGGAAUUAAUAUAGAAGAUGUUAUGGCCGUACUUCUCACCACCAGAUAAUGAAGGCGGCGGAGGAAGAGCUGAGUUUAAAAUAUGUUUUUGAUGUUGAGUGUGGGGUUUUGAGGUUGAGAAUUUAAUCUUUUGAGGAAGAAGAAUAUGUUUUUGAUCAAUGUUUUUGAUCAUUAUAUUUUGGGCUUGAUUUUUCAUAUGGAAAGUAAUAAGAAUAUGUUUUUGAUUAUUUUGGGCUUGAUUUAUAAUUUUCACAUGGAAAGUAUGUAUUGAAGGGAGAAAGUUUUCAUCAAUAUCCAAUUCUGGCUUAGCCAAGUUAAAAUCA